UUAAUAAACUAAAGGAACUAGACAACAUUGCGCUCAAUGUAAAGACUGUCGUGAUUUGAAAACAAGUUUGCCAAAUCUUAUACAACACAAAUUUCAAUCAACACAAUAUUUUAUCCAAAAAUAUAUUCUAAAAAUAGUUAACACUUGUGUGUCAACAACGAAACGUUUUUUUUUUUUUGUGUAUAUUUCGUAAAUGUGUUAAUGUAAAAUUGCCACUGAAGUUGCCGUUGUGAUUGGCAUAAGAAAGUAGUGAAAUCAUCGUCUGCUGUACGACAAUCUAAUCAGAUCAAAAUUAUAUUUCACAAUUGAACAGAAAAAGUGGCACGUUUAAAUUGAAUCAAGUGUGUUAAGUUAAAAAUGAACAAAAAAAAAUGUGCUCAGUAGCAACGUGAAUACAGAAAUGUUUUGGUUUUAAGGCAAACGGACACACAAACACAUAGAGAACAGGAACACAUAAAGUCAAAAGAGUGUGUGCAUGUAUAUGUAAGCGUCGACGAUUAAGACAGACGAAUCGGUUGAGUGUCGCUAUUUGCUAGUUCACAAUAGCAACCGAUGAAACUGACAUUUCAUUCAGUACAUUUUGACAGUUCUACACGUGAUUGUAAGCGAAACAAACUAAACCAAUUCUUUUUUUGUAUUUACAAUAUAUUCAAUCAACAAAAUGAUGUGGAAAAAGAAAGAGAAUAAAUUCCUGUGGAGUAAAGAGUCGGAUAAACGAAAUGCACUCUAUGUUAAUUUGUGUACUGUACGUCAACGUGAGCAAUUGAAUAAUGUGCAAAUCAAAAGUGAUCGUGCAUCGCGUGAAAUGAGUAAAAAAGGAGAUGAUGAAGUCGAAGAAAGCAGGUGGUCAAAUGCAUUGAGUUUUUUUAGUAAAGCAUUAUGUUUUGCCGAAAGUAAUGAGCAAAUGAGCUAUUGUUUUGCAAACCGCUCAAAAUGCUUCUACGAAAUGAAAAUGUACAAAGAAUCUUUAGUUGAUAUUGACUUGGCCAAACAGUACAAAUACUCAAAAAUUGAUGAAUUGGAACAACAACAGGAAAAUUGUGUGAAUUUACUCGACGUAGGAAAGCAAUCCGAAUCAUUUGUACCGAAAUUAAGUUAUCCAUCGCAUGAAAAAUUUCCCGGUUUGGCUGAUGUACUGCGAAUUGAACGAAAUCAAGAGUUUGGAUUACAUAUCGUUGCCACGGCCGAUAUUGAUGUUGGUAAAACGGUAUUGAUGGAACGUGCAUUUACAACAUUGUCAAUUGGCAAUGAGCAACGGUGCACCAAGUGUUUUUCCACAUACACAAAUUUAGUGCCAUGUAAACAUUGUACACGUGCAUUAUUUUGCCUUGAUUCAUGUGAAAUUUGUGAUAUUCAUUCGUUGGAAUGUGGACUGCAAUUGCCGAAAACUAUAUCGCUAGUCAGAGAGGAUUUUUUACCCGUUGUACGAUCUAUUGUUGUUGCUCUGAAUAUUUUCGGAAGAAACGUUAACGAAUUGAAGGAAUUUGUUGAAAAUGUUAUAGUAGACGAUCAAAUGAAAUUUCCGCCCGAUUCUAUAGAUGGCCGCUCACAAUACAGUAUUUUUUUGCGACAUUUCGAUAAAAAUCAUCCAGACGGAAGUAACACUACUAAAUCAAAUAUUCAAUCAAUUUAUAAUGCACUUAUGGGACAUAGACCAAUUGCCGAAAAAUUCACAACAAAACAUCAUCAACGAUUUUUAAUGCAUUUGAUUGGACAUCACAUUAGUAUCAGAAGGAACAUUGCCAACGGCAUUGAAUUUCGGAACAAACUUGUAAUACCGGUCAUUGGAGGUUAUUUUAAUCAUUCCUGCAUACCGAACGCCAUUAUGUUACCAAUCGAUGGUUAUGUCGUAACAACAAUAUGCCGUCCGAUUAAAAGCGGUGAACAAAUUUGCAUAUCAUAUCAUGGAACGAAAUUUCAAAGUCCAUUUCUCGAGCGACAAAAAAUCAUCGAACAUGAAUUCUAUUUCAAAUGCAAAUGCGAACGAUGUGUCAUGGAAGUCACUGAAACUCUUGAGCCUUGUACAUUUUUGGAUGAUCAACAACGAGUUUUAUUAAAGAACUCUGCUGAAACUUUACUAUAUACGAUUGAAAAACGAAAAAUGGUUACGGAACUAUGUGUUGAACUAUUGAACAAACACGGACGUGUUAAUUGGUGUGAAGACUUGGGAAAAGUGCUCAGUAAUUAUUUUGUACUGUUACACACUAAAUUUCUAUUGAAAACACCAUACUAAAACCAUCACAUUUAAUUUUAUUUAAAGAGACGCAAUAAGAAAAAUUUUAUCGAACGAAGUUAUUUAUAAAUAAAAAAAUAUUUUAAUUUUUUUAUGAAGAAAA
Messenger RNA from Contarinia nasturtii (swede midge), 2336 nucleotides. RefSeq names its product SET and MYND domain-containing protein DDB_G0273591-like. The transcript is spliced from 2 exons. The record is from RefSeq and is a predicted model, not a curated record. The coding region runs from base 662 to 2233 and encodes 523 amino acids. Lineage: Eukaryota; Metazoa; Arthropoda; Insecta; Diptera; Cecidomyiidae. Gene Ontology annotation, molecular function: protein binding.